CAACAAUCCAUAUCAUAUUCAUAGAUCCCUCUCUGCCCAACUGACUUUUUAUAAUCAUGGUUCAAUCUUCAGAACAGAACACACAGCCUACAUCCACCAUCGUCCAGAUCUCAAGUAUAUCCAAGGAGGCUAGCAGUUUAGACCUCCAAGGAACGGCUUCAGUCGAACAGUCAAGCUUUGAAAAGCUUCAUGAAAAGAUGCGGCCAUUACUCCUUUAUGUUGUCUCAACAGCCCAAUUCAUCGAUGUCGUCAAUGGGGCGUCAGUAGCAGUCGCUAUUCUUCCCAUUGCCGACAGUCUAGAUUUUAGUAUUCCACAAUUGCCCUGGAUCCUGAACGCAUAUACAAUCGCAUUCGCGGGCCUCCUUAUCCUCGCAGGUCGCCUUGGUGACCUAUUUGGUCAUCGUCGGAUGUUCCUUUUUGGCCUUACUUGGUUUGGGAUUUGGGCACUUGUGGUCUCCUUCUCAACGAACCCCAUCAUGUUUGUCAUCGCUCGCGCACUCCAGGGCAUUGGUGCCGCCUGCACUGUACCCACUGCCAUGGCUCUAAUCGCCAUCAAUUACCCUGUCGGUCCUCAGCGCACAAAAGCAUUCUCGAUCUUUGCGGCUUUUGGAGGUAUGGGCGCAGUAGUUGGUCUUCUUUUAGCCGGGGGGUUGAUCGCCAGUAUCGGUUGGGAAUGGAUCUUCAGGGUCUCUUCUAUUGCUGCUUUCCUUUUGCUAGCUCUCGGGUUCUUGGCUAUCCCAGUAGCACCCCUCAAGUCUGAGAAACCCAAGAUUGACUAUCUUGGCGCCACAACCGCAACAGUCGGAGUCACUGGCAUUGUUUAUUAUAUUACCACAGGUGUAGAAGAGGGUUGGGCAAGUGCAAAGACACUCCCAGUCUUCAUUAUAGGUAUACUUCUCAUCGGUGCAUUCAUCUUUAUCGAAUCCAAGGUUGAGUCGCCGCUGAUGCCUCUCCGGGUCUGGAAAACUAGAGUCUUUGCUGCCUCUGUUGUGCUUGCGUUUAUCCAGAUGGCUAUGUUCCAAGGUGUCAUUUACUAUGCCAAUUUGGUCUUUCAAGAGGUUUACGGUUGGUCUCCUAUUAAAACCGCUGUCGGCUUCUUGGUACACUCGCUUCUCGCCAUUGUCGUGUUUUCAAUCCUUGGAAGGACACUUCCCCGCCUACCAUUGAAGCCCAUUAUCAUCUUUGGAUUUUUGCUCCGCUGCAUUACGGCCCUCUUGUACACGUUCGUGGACGAGAAUACCUCCUACUGGCGACUUAUCUUCCCAGCAUUGAUUAUCCAUAUCUUUGGAACAGGAUUCUCAAUGCUCCCGCUUCAAGUCACAGCCGCGCGGGACGCUGAUAACAAGGACCAAGGCCUAGUGGGAGCUAUCUAUAACACAGGGCUCCAACUCGGUGCUCCUUUUGGCCUCGCUAUUUUGAACGUUAUAUCUAUUUCAACUAACGGCGAUAACAAUGGUGCUGUGCGUGGUGGGCCUGUUUUGAUGAAAGGUUACCGGAACUCGUUCUACGGUAUCACUGCUUUGGGCUUGUUCGGAGCGUUGCUCACUUUAAUUAUCCUUCCAUGGGACAGGCCUAAUCGACCUGCGAAGAAGGCUACCGAUGCUGCAACGGAAAGUAAGCUGGAGGAAGGUAGAAGCCAAGAAACAGGAAGCCCAAUGAAGCUGGACAUUGCUCCAACCAUUGAGGAGUUAGUAUCGGACUCUUCUAAAGUUGACAGUGAGGUCAGUACCAUCACAUCUGUCAAAGAUACACCAUUCAAGGCCUAG
Lobosporangium transversale is the source of this 1766-nucleotide messenger RNA. RefSeq names its product major facilitator superfamily domain-containing protein. The record is from RefSeq and is a predicted model, not a curated record. Gene Ontology annotation, molecular function: transmembrane transporter activity. Gene Ontology annotation, biological process: transmembrane transport. The transcript has 2 exons. Gene Ontology annotation, cellular component: membrane. Bases 57 to 1766 code for a protein of 569 amino acids. NCBI's taxonomy places the organism in Eukaryota, Fungi, Mortierellomycota, Mortierellomycetes, Mortierellales, Mortierellaceae.